CACAAACAUUUGGGAUACGCCGUCUAUUCAUUUCCUACUGGCAGAGGCCCAGUUGCAUGCAUCGUUAAUGUUCCGCUCAGGUACAAGACUGCGAUUUAGGAAUCUCUUCUCACAAUUGUCUAGCCAAUACGCUUCAAGACUAUCCAGUGCCGAAAAGACCCAGGCUCUCUGCACCUGCUCCCGACGACCCCUUACAGACGACAGAAGGCGCAAGCUUCGGGAGGACGCCGCCUCACACGAAUAGUUCACAACCAUCAUCCAGUGCCCCGGGCCGUGACGAUGCACGACCACCUCCCCGCGAUGACCCCGACAAUCCGUUUUCUGCCACAGCAGUUUCUGGCUUCGCCCGGCUACCAAGUUAGCAGGAUUUGGCUCUGCAGCCUCCGCUUUCAGCUCUGCGCAACAAAGUUACGGGGGCGAAGAAUGUGCUCCGACCUCAUCCCCCGAAGUUCCUCCACCAGAGCCGGACUACGACGCAUGGUUUGCGCCUGCGACGGACAUGCCACCCCCUGCGUUCCAGACGGCCAGAUUUGCCUCAGCAUCGAUUGGAUUCAUUAAAGCGUCAAAUAAAGGUCGUUUGGAGCCAUCGAGCGAGGCACUCGCCAAAGCAAAAGCUAAGAUCGAUGCUAUAUGGGCUGGGGAUCAGGUUGGCUAUAGCUCCUCUGUGAUCACUGAAUCCCAUGUAGGCGUGGAGAACAGCUUCACUAACGCAUCCAACGUUUCUCGUCUUUUGUCUCCGGAGAGACCUGCGUUAAGAGUCCUCGACAACUCGUUCAACUCCCCGGGCACUCCGACGCCGGGCGAGUCGCGAGCAUUGGCUUCAUUCACCUCUGCUUCAACAACUUCAGCUUUCACAUCCCCAUUGCUCAGCAAAUUUAAAGGGAAGACUAAACCCUUCAAACCUCCCCUUCUCUCGAAACCGGGUUUCGCCAGUUCACCUUUAGUUCCGCGUACAGGUUUCGCCACUGCGUCCAGUCAACAUUCGUUUCCUACUUCGUCAACAAUCUUGCCUCAAACUCCACUCCGUCCAGCUGCAUUGGUAUCCGCUACACCCCUCAGUGUCCCUCGUAGCAGAGCGAGGCCACCUACGUUCAUCACUCCUUUCAAGCCAGGCAUGAAGCCAGGGGAACCUGGUAGAAAGCAGUUGGAGAAAAAAGAAACACCCAAGAUCCAAUCUUUGACGCCUUCUCGCCCGACUCGCGCAUCCUACUUCGAUCUGAGUCGACCUUCCGAGCGACAAACGUUGCUGACUUCUGGCUUGACACCUCAGGCACAUACAGAGGAAGAACUAGACGACAUGGGAAUUGUAGUCUCGGAAAUGAAGCAGAUCACAUUGGCCACAGCACCGUACUACUCUUUCCAUGUUGAAUCAUCGCCUGCUUUACUCGGUCCAACUGCAGCAUUGGCAGAACUGUUAUCGCGGGGUUGUUCUUUGGCUACCAGGUCAUGGGUGGAUAACCACUGGUCGCUUGUUUUAUGGAAACUCGCUGGGAUGGUCGGUAUGGAUCCGGAGCGGGAAAAUAGCCCCAACACCAAGCGGUGGUGUUGGGCAGAAGUGAUGCGGCAAUUAUUGUAUCGGUAUGAGCGUGAACUCAACCGAGGUGUUAGACCCGCCUUGAGAUGUAUCACUGCUCGAGACUCGCCUGCGUCUUGUCCGAUGGUUCUAUGCAUUUCGGAUAUCACGUGGUCACAGCCCAGCAUCGCAGAAGACGGUUCACCGAUCCCUGCACAUCCUGAGCUGGAGCUCACCGACGGAUGGUACCGUCUCCGGGCACAGGUGGAUGCUCCAAUGGCAAGAGCUGCUCGCAGAGGACUGCUCACCAUAGGUCGCAAGUUGGGAAUCAUGGGUGCCCGGCUUUCAAACGACCGCAAAGAUCCAUCUGAAGUGCUUGAAGCAUAUGACUCGAUGAGACUAGAGCUAUCAGGCAACUCUUGCCAUCUGGUGCCGUGGCACACCAAGAUGGGGUUCCAGGAUGCAUCGUGGGUGUCAACAAUGCACAGUUUGUCCAGUGACGGAGGGAUUAUUGCUGGAAUGGAUCUCGUCAUAGUCAAGACAUAUCCUAUCGCAUUUCUCGAAUUUUGGGAAGACGAGAACGGGGAGAAACACCGAGAGGGACCGUGGAAUCAGCGAGAUGAAGAUAAGGCUGCCGAGAAAUGGAUGAGGAAGAGAGAGAUACAGCAGGCUCGGCUGCAAGAAGAGCUGUCCAAGAAAGAGUCACGGUACCAAGGCUACGCAGAACGGCUGGAGCGUCGUGCAGGUCCUCAUGUCCCACGGCCUGACAGUGAAGAUCCCCCGGAUGACAUUGAUGAAUUGUAUGACGAGCUCGAGAACCCGAAGGACGCAGCCAAUGUUAUUGCUCGCACCAACGGGAAGGUGGCCGGAUGGCUUGCUCGAAGCAUUCUUGAGCGCCUCGACAAAGACAGAGAACGAGCUGCAGAAGAGAUUGAGCGAGAACUAAAGUCGAUUUGCCCACCCCGGGAAGUGCGGAAUUUCCGAGUGCUCAUUGUCCAGGAUGCAUGCACUCGACGCAGGCAGGCGAACAGAUCCGCCCAGCUGACGGUUUGGGAUGCUCUGGAUGCGAAGCUCGACGAAGGACAGCGAUACGCUGUGACGAAUCUCGUGCCAACCUCCAUCAGUGCUUGGAUGGACCGCCACGAAGAACAGUCCGAAAUUUAUUUGGGCACCCGGCGGGAUUCGAAAUGGAAAAGAUUGUAGCACAGAAACCAUUUGUAACAUUUUUGACAAAAUGUUUGUACGGAGAUAAUUUUCUCCUAUCUGCACAGCGUCG
Molecule: messenger RNA, 2789 nt
Organism: Mycena citricolor
Lineage: Eukaryota; Fungi; Basidiomycota; Agaricomycetes; Agaricales; Mycenaceae
Source: the annotation of a GenBank genome assembly